This is a messenger RNA of Octopus sinensis (East Asian common octopus), 1897 nucleotides long. Its product is annotated as zinc finger protein 271-like. NCBI's taxonomy places the organism in Eukaryota, Metazoa, Mollusca, Cephalopoda, Octopoda, Octopodidae. Gene Ontology annotation, biological process: regulation of transcription by RNA polymerase II. The record is from RefSeq and is a predicted model, not a curated record. Gene Ontology annotation, molecular function: RNA polymerase II cis-regulatory region sequence-specific DNA binding; DNA-binding transcription factor activity. The coding region runs from base 1 to 1731 and encodes 576 amino acids. The transcript is spliced from 8 exons.
AUGAGAAAUUCUUUCGAAGCUGUUAUUGUCCGCUCUGACUUCAGUUCCGUCACAUCUUCCCCGUUGACUCUCUAUAUUAAUAUACCAUAUCAGUGUGAUAUUUGUGGUAAAUCCUUCUCUCAUAAUGGUGAUUUAAAUAAACAUAAACGUAUUCAUACGGGAGAGAAACCAUAUCAGUGUGAUAUCUGUGGUAUAUCCUUCUCUAAUAAUAGUGAUGUAACUAAACAUAAACGUAUUCAUACAGGUGAGAAACCAUAUCAGUGUGAUAUUUGUCGUAAAUCUUUCUCUCGUACUAGUGAUGUAACUAAACAUAAACGUAUUCAUACAGGGGAGAAACCAUAUCAGUGUGAUAUCUGUGGAGAAUCAUUCUCUCGAAAUCAACACUUAACUGCUCACAAAUACAUUCAUACAGGUGAGAAACCAUAUCAGUGUGAUAUUUGUCGUAAAUCUUUCUCUCGUGCUAGUGAUGUAACUAAACAUAAACGUAUUCAUACAGGGGAGAAACCUUAUCACUGUGAUAUCUGUGGAGAAUCAUUCUCUCAGAAUCAAAACCUAACGAGUCACAAUCGUAUUCAUACAGGAGAGAAACCAUAUCAGUGUGAUAUUUGUGGAGAAUCAUUCACUCAGAAUCAAAACCUAACUAGUCACAAACGUAUUCAUACAGGAGAAAAACCAUAUCAGUGUGAUAUUUGUGGCAAAUCUUUCUCUGAUAACGGUAGCUUAACUAAACAUAAACGUAUUCAUACAGGUGAGAAACCAUAUCAGUGUGAUGUCUGUGGAGAAUCAUUCACUCAGAAUCAAAACCUAACGAGACACAAUCGUAUUCAUACAGGUGAGAAACCAUAUCAGUGUGAUAUUUGUGGUAAAUCAUUCUCUGAAAAUGGUCUCUUAACUAAGCACAGACGUGUUCACACAGGAGAGAAACAUCAUCGCUGUGACAUCUGUGGUAAAUCAUUCACGCGAAAUGAUGAGUUGACUACACACAAACGCACUCAUACAGGUGAGAAGCCAUAUCACUGUGAUACCUGCGGCAAAUCAUUCUCUCAAAAACAUCAUUUAAUUAAACACAAGCGUAUUCAUACAGGAGAGAAACCAUUUAAUUGUGAUGUCUGUGGUAAAUCAUUUUCCCAAAAAGGUACCUUAAUUACUCACAAACGUAUCCAUACAGGAGAAAGGCCAUAUCACUGUGAUGUCUGUGGAAGAUCGUUCUCCCAAAAUGACCAGUUAACCAAACACAAACGUAUUCAUACAGGAGAGAAACCGUAUCAAUGUGAUAUCUGUGGCAAAUCAUUCACUCAGUGUGGCGAAUUAAUGAAGCACAAACGUAUUCAUACAGGAGAGAAACCAUACCACUGUGAUAUUUGUAGUAAAUCAUUCUCUCGAAACGACCAACUGACCGGCCACAAGCGUAUCCAUACGGGCGAGAAGCCACAUCACUGCGACAUCUGUGGUAAAUCUUUCUCUCGAAAUGAUGAAUUGACUUCUCACAAGCGCGUUCAUACUGGAGAGAAACCAUAUCACUGUGAUAUCUGCGGUAGGUCAUUCUCUGCUAGUAACACGUUAACUACUCAUAAACGAAUACAUACAGGGGAGAAACCAUAUCAGUGUGAUAUCUGUGGAGAGUCGUUCUCUCAUGGAAGUACUUUGACAAGACAUAAACGUGUUCAUACAGGAGAGAAACCGUAUCAAUGUGAUAUCUGUAGUAAAGCUUCUCUCAGAAUCCUCAUUUAACUAAACACAAACGUAUCCAUAGGGAACAGUGAUCAUAUCUCCAGGACGCCAUGAUAGAUCGUUAGCUCCUACACACAUUUUUUCCUCUCCUUGUUUCUUUUCUGUGUAUCUUUCUGUCGAAGAGCAUAGGCUCGAAACGUAAAAGACUUUUUGUAUUUCUAUUCCU